This is a messenger RNA of Bursaphelenchus okinawaensis, 912 nucleotides long. Lineage: Eukaryota; Metazoa; Nematoda; Chromadorea; Rhabditida; Aphelenchoididae. The record is from the annotation of a GenBank genome assembly.
AUGGUGAAAAUUACUGAAAGGUUGGCUGAAGCUGAUCAGUCGACCGAAUGGCCUACAAUAGAACUUGACACCCCGGAAGUGAAGAUCUACUCUCGGCCGCCGAAAGAGUUUCCAACUGCUGAAGAAAAAAUGCUGCUGACUAUCACUAGAGUUGAAGUAUGUUGUUUUAAACUACUCGUACAGUAUAGCACCAAGUCUUCAUAACAUGUUUUUACUUAUAUUAACUAUAACAACUCUAACUUUAUAUUGCUACUUUAAAGGCUAACAUCGAAAAAGUGUUUACAUUAUCAUCGAACACGGAAGGCUACCGACAGAAAUGGGACGACUUAUUGGAGAAGCAAGAAGUAGUGACAAAGCUGAAUGACAAUACAUGGAUCACUCAUUCCUAUGUCAAGAAAAAACUGAUUUUGUCAGCUAGAGACGCGGUGGAAGUUUUACAGGUAUGGUAAAUAAAUUACAGUCAAUAUACUUGAGGAACAGAGCUAAAAAAUCAAAAAUUUUUAAAUUUGGCAGAUUGUAGCGUGGUAGAGAAAAAAAAGAAGGUAGCAUAGAACCUGUAUUUUAAAAAGAGCUACAUAUCAUGUCUUUUGUGUAAUCCUUUUUGAUUUAUAUACCUUUUUAUUACAGGUAAAACGUCGAGACGAUGGCGUUAUAAUCAUGGGACUUCAAGGUAUUGACUACCCUGAACGUCCACCAACCAAGAACUAUGUUCGCACAAAACAAUUCAUUUCUGGCACUUAUCUAAAGCCUGUCGGCGACAAUUGCACUGAAUUUAGACAUGUGUUAGCGGCUGAUCUUAACUUACCCGUCCCGAAGCUGAUGGCUUCAAUGGCGGCUUCGUUCAAGCCUAAACUAAUUUCGGAGUCUUUGGGAAGUUUGAAAAAAGCUGCCAAGACUAUUAAUGUAAAUUGA